AAAUACAAAUAAAAUUAAAAGGAGUGAAAUGUGGUGGUGUCCGUUCAGUUCAAACUCUCAGCCAAUGGCUUCCUCUUUCCCCUCUCCUCUCCUCAAUCUCCAACUCUCUUCUUCUUCUCUCUCAAAUUCCACCGCCGUCGGCGCUAUCACCACCGGCGUCUGCUGGAGAAGUGGUGGAAGAAGAAGUAGAGGGAGAACAGUGAUAGCUAAUGCUACGGAGAAGGAGGAACAAGGCAAGGACUCGCCGGCUUUCAACCCAUUUGGGUUCGUCACCGACAACCCCUCCAGCCGCUCCGCCAUUCAGCUUCCCGAGAGUCCCGCCGAGGACGGCAAUGUCGGCCAAAUGCUCUACAGGAUAGAAGACAAGGGAAAGGAGUAUGGUUCUUACAUCAGGUCUGGGGAGUUUGUAUGGUUUGUGAGGGAAACAGGGUCUCCUGAUAGCCGGAGAGGAACCAUCAUAUUCCUUCAUGGGGCUCCAACACAGUCUUAUAGCUAUCGAGUUGUUAUGUCCCAGAUGUCAGAUGUUGGGUUUCACUGUUUUGCACCUGAUUGGAUAGGCUUUGGUUUCAGUGAGAAGCCAUAUUCAGGAUAUGGAUUUGACUACACAGAAAAGGAGUUCCAUGAUGAAUUCGAUAAAUUGCUUGAUGUGUUGGAGGUCAAAUCGCCAUUUUUACUUGUAGUUCAGGGAUUUCUUGUAGGCUCAUUUGGAUUGACUUGGGCCUUGAAAAAUCCAAGCAGGAUAUCAAAGCUUGCUAUUCUGAACAGUCCAUUGACAGCUUCAUCUCCGGUUCCAGGACUGUUUCAGAAGUUAAGAAUUCCUCUUUACGGUGAAUUUACAUGCCAGAAUGCUGUUAUGGCAGAGCGUUUCAUUGAAGCAGGUAGCGCUUAUGUUCUAAAGCUGGAAAAGGCUGAUGUGUAUCGAUUACCAUAUUUGUCAAGCAGUGGACCUGGAUUUGCUCUGCUUGAAGCUGCAAGGAAAGCAAACUUCAAAGAUAUAGCAAGCCAAGUAGCUGCUGGAUUUGCAUCUGGAAGGUGGGAUAAACCAAUACUAGUUGCAUGGGGAAUAUCAGACAAGUAUCUGCCUCAAUCAGUGGCAGAAGAGUUUCAAAAGGGAAACCCUGAUUAUAUAAAACUUAAGUUGAUAGAAGGUGCUGGUCAUAUGCCACAGGAGGACUGGCCUGAGAAAGUUGUUGAUGCUUUGAGAGCAUUCUUUUAAAUUCAAUGCAUGUCAACUGUGUUACCUCAAUGUGGGUCGUUCCAUUGUUAGAAUUGAAGCACAGAACUAUUCUUGUGAAGAACAAAGUAGCAGGAUAUACAAUAGGCACUGCACAAAGGAUCCUGGACUUAGUUUGGCAAUACAUGUGUAAAGUAUGUGAAAGUUCUUGAAAUAAGUUUCAUCUGUAUAAAUCACAUGGCUAACAUUUUGAAUCAAAUUUAACAUUUUUUUUUUGCCCAUUUAUCAAAUUCUCAUGUGUAAGCUGAGGUCUUAACAACCUUAGAAUUGGAUGAAUGUACUUUCUAGCUUUGAGGUGCCCUAGAA
This is a messenger RNA of Vitis vinifera (wine grape), 1540 nucleotides long. RefSeq lists its product as uncharacterized. The transcript is spliced from 12 exons. NCBI's taxonomy places the organism in Eukaryota, Viridiplantae, Streptophyta, Magnoliopsida, Vitales, Vitaceae. Gene Ontology annotation, molecular function: catalytic activity. Gene Ontology annotation, cellular component: chloroplast. The record is from RefSeq and is a predicted model, not a curated record. The coding region runs from base 29 to 1216 and encodes 395 amino acids.